Aspergillus saccharolyticus JOP 1030-1 is the source of this 996-nucleotide messenger RNA. Its product is annotated as bZIP transcription factor. Lineage: Eukaryota; Fungi; Ascomycota; Eurotiomycetes; Eurotiales; Aspergillaceae. The transcript has 2 exons. Gene Ontology annotation, molecular function: DNA-binding transcription factor activity. The record is from RefSeq and is a predicted model, not a curated record. Bases 42 to 914 code for a protein of 290 amino acids. Gene Ontology annotation, biological process: regulation of DNA-templated transcription.
UUCUAACUAUCAAGUUGAUCGUCGAAAUAAACGUCCCGCGUAUGUAUAAUACAGUACAUCGAAAACCCUUCAAAAUGCCAAUAGAAAUGUCCCCCCCGCACAUCCCCUCGCCCUCAUCAAGUCCAGGGAUAUGGCAACCCUCCGACUUCGGAACCCUCAACUACCUCUCCCUCCUUCAUGAGUUAUCAUCACCAUCACCGUCCAUAGAAUUUGUCCAGAGCUCCAGCCACGCCACCGACGAGGAAUACACCACUCCGAGCACUACCACCAAGACCGCCCCUCGCUCCCGCCAGACACCCCAAAAGCCAAACUCCGCAUCCACGCGCACAAAAUCAAAGCUCAACACGACGCGCAAACGCGGUCGUCCCCGGAUAGCCGCUACCAAGACCACCAGUCCCGAUACCACCACGCCAGGAGAAGGCGACGACGACGCAGCGAGCAAAGAGCGUCGGAAACUUCAAAUCCGCGUCGCCCAACGCGCCUACCGCUCCCGCCAGCAGGAGCGCAUCGCGCACCUGCAACAACAAGUGCACGAGCUGGAACAGCGGCUUCUGAUUGCGCGGAACAUCUACCUCAGCACGCACCAUGCUGCGGCAGGCGAGGCGAGUCCUCUCCCUGCCAAAGCCAGAAUCUUUCAGGAGAAUUUGCGGUUGCUCUUGGCUAUCACGGAGGUUCAAGCGGGGGGUAGGCGAAGGGCGUCGACUGGCUCUGAGGAAGAGGAACUAGGGGUGGGGGUGGGGAUGGGCGGAUUGACGGCAAGAACGACACCAACAGCGAUGUCUGUCGACACUCGGGCGUACCCUAUCUACGCCGGAGACGUGAAUGUCAAGGUGAAUGUUCUGUUGCCAGCGACACCGGAACCGCUAUCGCCGGGGGUCUCGAGGUUUGAUGAUCCGUUUGAUGUGGAUCUGUGAGGGGGAUUUACUCUAUGGUGGACGUGAGUCUGGUUACAGCCUUUUAGCGAUUGUUUUCAUUCUGUACAUACCAAAUGAGCAC